UCGCAGCAUGCCCGCCCGCGCCCCACCGCGCCGCCUGCGGCCGCCGCCGCCACCGUUGCUGCCGCUGCUGCUGCUGCUGUUGGCCCUGGGAGGCUGCCGCCUGUACGCCGACCCGGGCGACGGGGCGCAGACCUGGGCCCGCUUCGCGCAGCCUCCAGCCCCCGAGGCUGCCGGCCUCCUCCACGACACCUUCCCCGACGGCUUCCGCUGGGCCGUGGGCAGCGCCGCCUACCAGACAGAGGGCGGCUGGCGGCAGCACGGCAAGGGCGCAUCCAUCUGGGACACGUUCACCCACCAGCCCCCGGCCCCCGCGGGAGACCCCCCGGUAGCCGGCCUGCCGUCGGGCGCCCGGCCUCCGUCCCCGCCCGCUACCGGGGACGUGGCCAGCGACGGCUACAACAACGUCUUCCGCGACACCGAGGGGCUGCGUGAGCUCGGGGUCACCCACUACCGAUUCUCCAUCUCGUGGGCGCGGGUGCUCCCCAAUGGCAGCGCGGGCGCCCCCAACCGCGAGGGGCUGCGCUACUAUCGGCGCCUGCUAGAGCGGCUGCGGGAGCUGGGCGUGCAGCCUGUGGUCACCCUGUACCACUGGGACCUGCCCCAGCGCCUGCAGGACGCUUACGGCGGCUGGGCCAACCGCGCCCUGGCCGACCACUUCAGGGAUUACGCCGAGCUCUGCUUCCGCCACUUCGGCGGCCAGGUCAAGUACUGGAUCACCAUCGACAACCCCUACGUGGUGGCCUGGCACGGCUAUGCCACCGGGCGCCUGGCCCCUGGCGUCCGGGGCAGCCCGCGGCUUGGGUACCUGGUGGCGCACAACCUCCUCCUGGCUCAUGCCAAAAUCUGGCAUCUCUACAAUACUUCUUUCCGUCCAACUCAGGGAGGCCAGGUAUCCAUUGCACUAAGCUCCCACUGGAUCAAUCCUCGAAGAAUGACCGACCAUAGCAUCAAAGAAUGUCAAAAAUCUCUUGACUUUGUCCUAGGCUGGUUUGCCAAACCCAUAUUCAUUGAUGGUGACUAUCCUGACAGCAUGAAGAAUAAUAUUUCAUCUCUUUUGCCUGAUUUUACUGAAUCUGAGAAAAAGUUCAUCAAGGGAACAGCUGACUUUUUUGCUCUUUCUUUUGGACCAACCUUGAGUUUUCAAUUAUUGGACCCACACAUGAAGUUCCGCCAAUUGGAAUCUCCCAGCCUGAGGCAACUCCUUUCUUGGAUUGACCUUGAAUAUAACCACCCUCAAAUAUUUAUUGUGGAAAAUGGCUGGUUUGUCUCAGGGACCACCAAGAGAGAUGAUGCUAAAUAUAUGUAUUACCUCAAAAAAUUCAUAAUGGAAACCUUAAAAGCCAUCAAGCUGGAUGGGGUAGACGUCAUUGGCUACACAGCGUGGUCCCUUAUGGAUGGCUUCGAGUGGCACAGAGGCUACAGCAUCAGACGUGGGCUCUUCUAUGUCGACUUUCUAAGCCAGGAUAAGAAACUGUUGCCAAAAUCAUCAGCCUUGUUCUACCAAAAGCUGAUAGAGAAAAAUGGCUUCCCUCCUUUACCUGAAAAUCAACCCCUAGAAGGGACAUUUCCCUGUGACUUUGCUUGGGGAAUUGUUGACAACUACAUUCAAGUGGACACCACCCUGUCUCAGUUCACCGACCCGAACGUUUACCUGUGGGAUGUCCACCACAGUAAGCGGCUGAUUAAGGUGGACGGGGUGGUGACCAAGAGGCGGAAGUCCUACUGCGUGGACUUCGCCGCCAUCCGGCCGCAGAUUGCCUUACUCCAGGAGAUGCACGUCUCGCAUUUUCACUUUUCGCUGGACUGGGCCCUGAUCCAGCCGCUGGGCAACGAGUCGCAGGUGAACCACACGGCGCUGCACUACUACCGCUGCGUGGUCAGCGAGCUGGUGCGCGCCAACAUCACCCCGGUGGUGGCGCUCUGGCGGCCCGCCGCCCCGCACCACGGCCUGCCGCCGCCGCUGGCCAGGCACGGCGCCUGGGAGAACCCACGCACCGCCCUCGCAUUCGCCGAGUACGCCCGCCUGUGCUUUCGGGAUCUCGGCCGCCACGUCAAGUUCUGGAUCACGAUGGGCGAGCCGUACACGCGCAACAUGACCUACAGCGCCGGGCACAACCUGCUGAAGGCGCACGCGUUGGCUUGGCGCGUGUACGAUGAGAAGUUCAGGGGCUCUCAGAAGGGGAAAAUAUCCAUAGCCCUGCAGGCCGAUUGGAUCGAACCCGCCUGCCCUUUCUCCCCGAAGGACAAAGAAGUGGCCGAGAGGGUUUUGGAAUUUGACAUCGGCUGGCUGGCCGAGCCCAUUUUCGGCUCUGGGGACUACCCACGUGUGAUGAGAGACUGGCUGGACCGAAGAAACAAUUUCCUUCUCCCGUAUUUCACGGAGGAAGAAAAAAGGCUAAUCCGGGGCUCCUUUGACUUUCUGGCUGUAAGCCAUUACACCACCAUCCUUGUUGACUGGGAAAAAGAAGACCCAGUGAAAUACAACGAUUACCUGGAAGUGCAGGAAAUGACCGACAUCACCUGGCUCAACUCUCCAGGUCAGGUGGCCGUGGUGCCCUGGGGCUUGCGCAAAGUUCUCAACUGGCUGAAGCUGAAGUACGGAGACCUCCCCAUGUAUAUAAUAGCCAACGGCAUAGACGACGACCCGCUCGCAGCCCAAGACAGGCUGAGGGUGUAUUACAUGCAGAAUUAUGUCAACGAAGCUCUGAAAGCCUACAUACUGGAUGGUAUCAAUCUUUGUGGAUACUUUGCUUAUUCAUUUCAUGAUCGCUCAGCUCCGAAGUUUGGCCUCUAUCGUUAUGCAGCAAAUCAGUUUGAGCCCAAACCAUCCGUGAAACAUUACAGGAAAAUUAUUGACAACAAUGGCUUCCCGGGUCCCGAGACUCUGGGGAGAUUUUGUCCAGAGGAAUUCACCCUGUGCUCCGAAUGCAGCUUUUUUCAUACCCGAAAGUCUUUACUGGCUUUCAUCACUUUCCUACUUUUUGCUUUUAUUAUUUCUCUUUCUCUGAUUUUCUACUACUCUAAGAAAGGCAGAAGAAGUUAUAAAUAGUCCUGGACAUUUUCCUAUUCUUUUAUUUUGAAAUAAUUAUGCACAUACAUCAGC
This is a messenger RNA of Lontra canadensis (Northern American river otter), 3103 nucleotides long. RefSeq names its product klotho (gene KL). Bases 8 to 3049 code for a protein of 1013 amino acids. Gene Ontology annotation, biological process: carbohydrate metabolic process. NCBI's taxonomy places the organism in Eukaryota, Metazoa, Chordata, Mammalia, Carnivora, Mustelidae. Gene Ontology annotation, molecular function: hydrolase activity, hydrolyzing O-glycosyl compounds. The transcript is spliced from 5 exons. The record is from RefSeq and is a predicted model, not a curated record.